AUGUCUCACACCCAACCCUCUCCAACCGCCGGGGUCGCUCAGCACCACGCGCACAUGGCGGCUGCGGCGCACCCUCAAGUCAAUGGCCAUAUUCCCGCAAUCCCCGCACAAGGUCAAAAGGCAGUAUCCCUCACCACUGCCCAGAAGAUUACUGCGCUCAAUGAGCAAGUGUGGUUACAAAUUGGAAGCUUGACCGAAUUGAUGGGCGAUCUGGAUGGCUCAAUGAACGCGUACGAGCAGGCUUUGCGUCACAACCAAUGGUCUGUCCCGGCAAUGAAUGCCAUCGCCUGCAUUCUCCGCACCAAGGAACAAUUCCCCAAGGCGAUCGAAUACCUUCAAAACAUCUUGAAGCUAGACCCGUCUAGCGGUGAGACCUGGGGUAGCUUGGGACAUUGCCACUUGAUGAUGGAUAAUUUACAGGAGGCAUACACCUCUUACCAGCAGGCUCUUUACCAUCUACGUGAUCCUAAGGAACCGAAACUGUGGUACGGAAUUGGAAUACUCUAUGAUCGGUAUGGGUCUCUGGAUCACGCCGAAGAGGCUUUCUCCCAGGUCAUGCGCAUGGCGCCUGAAUUUGAGAAGGCCAAUGAGAUUUACUUCCGUCUUGGUAUAAUCUACAAGCAACAGCAGAAGUUCAGCCAGAGUCUAGAGUGCUUCAAAUACAUUGUCAAUGACCCGCCUCGUCCUUUAACUGAGGAGGAUAUCUGGUUCCAAAUUGGCCAUGUUCACGAACAACAGAAAGAUUUCGAUUCCGCCCAGGCUGCUUACCGCCGUGUGCUUGAACGAGACCCCAACCACGCCAAGGUCCUUCAGCAGCUCGGUUGGCUGUACCACCAACAGAGCACUAGUUACCAGAGCCAGGACAAGGCCAUUGAGUUCUUGGAGAAGUCUGUCAGCGCAGACAACACUGAUGCUCAAAGCUGGUACUUGCUCGGUCGCUGCUACAUGUCGCAGGCCAAAUACCCCAAGGCUUAUGAAGCCUAUCAGCAGGCCGUUUACCGUGACGGUCGCAACCCCACCUUCUGGUGCUCUAUCGGUGUCCUUUACUACCAGAUCAACCAGUACCGUGAUGCCCUCGAUGCCUAUUCUCGUGCCAUCCGCCUGAACCCAUACAUCUCUGAGGUUUGGUACGAUCUGGGUACUCUCUAUGAGUCGUGCAACAACCAGAUUGCUGACGCUCUUGAUGCCUAUGGUCGUGCUGCCGACCUUGAUCCAAGCAAUGUUCAUAUUAAGGCUCGCUUGCAGCUUCUUCAGAGUCAGAUGUCUGGCUCCACUCAGCAAGGUAGCGCUCCUGCACCGCAGCCACAGGACGUUCACCCUCAGGCUUACCAGCCCGGUGUUGGUGCGCCCCCAGCUCCCCAGUGGGGUGCUCCAGCUCCAGUUGGGCCACCACCCCAAGCUCCCGCUCCCCCUCGUCAUGUUGCGGAUUGGAACCGAAGCAUCAAUGAUCUGCAAUCUCAAGGGCCCGCUCCAACUGCUGCUCUCCCCGGUCCCCCUCCUGCCAAUGGUGUUGAUGCUCGUGAUAUCCCUCGUCUCCCUGGCGUGGCCCCCCAGGCAAGUCCUCGUCAAGAGCCAGGCCGUUCCUUCCCUGAGCCUAUUCGUGGACCUCCCCCCGGGCCGUUCGCCAAAGCUUGGGGGUCCAGUGGCGGUGCUGGUUUCAACCCUGCUCCCCGUGGUCCUCUACCUCCCACUCCUGGUGGUGCUCCUCCUCCUCCUCCGCCCGGUCCCGCUGGCGGAGCUCCCGGUCCCGCUGGCGGCCCUCUUCCCCCUUACCAUAGCUCUUUUAGCCCUCGCCCUGAAAUGCCUCCUAUCCGCAAUGAGCCUCCUUCCUCUCCUGACUCAAGAUAUCCUCACCAGCAGUACCAUCCUGGUCCGGCUGCUCCCCCCGGCAUCGCUUCUGGUGCCCCUGUACCCCCUACUGCUGAGGCUGCGGCUCAGGCUGCAGCUCACCCUGGUCGUGAAGUUCGUGAGGUCCGUGAGCGGGACCGUCGGGACAGCCCCUCUGCUACCAGGUCUCCUGGCGUCCAGCCGCGUGGCAUCUCUGAGGACCAUGGUGAGGAUCGUGUUCCGAAGGGCUCUUAUCUCCCUUCUGGAGCUGCUCACGGCCUUUCUAAUCCCGCUCCACACUCUACUACUCUGCCUGCCAUUAAUGCACCACCUCAAGCAGCUGGUGGCCAAACUCUGCCUCCUAUGGAAUCCGAGUCUCCCUCCAAUGGACCUCUUCCAACCCCUUCAUCGGCUAACCUUCCGGCCGAUCCGGCCAAUAAGGAUGGAAGUCCUGAACCUCGUGCAGCUCGUGAUACGAGCAAGAUAAAUGAAAAUUACGACGAUGAUGGACUCGAUAAGGAAGCCGAUUCUCCGGUCAAGCGAAGCCCUAAUGGCAGUGCUACUGGUCUUGCUCAGGUCAAAGAGGUUGCUGGCAAUGGCCGCCCAGACACUCCAACAAAAAUCGAAUCCUCGUAA
Molecule: messenger RNA, 2463 nt
Organism: Penicillium malachiteum
Lineage: Eukaryota; Fungi; Ascomycota; Eurotiomycetes; Eurotiales; Aspergillaceae
Gene: cyc8
Product: putative transcriptional corepressor Cyc8
Exons: 7
Coding region: 1-2463 (820 amino acids)
Biological process (GO): regulation of gene expression
Molecular function (GO): protein binding; chromatin DNA binding; RNA polymerase II cis-regulatory region sequence-specific DNA binding
Source: RefSeq, a predicted model, not a curated record